UUUGAGGAACGUUGGGUGAUCCCAUUUCUGGGUUGCGGGUGUGUAGCAUUUGGUGUCUUGGGCUGUGGGUGGAGCCUUGAUCUAGAGAGGAACUGGGUCUUGGGUCCAUCCGGUCUCCGGUGCCUGGGUCCGUAGAGUUCUGGUGAGACUAGAUCUGGCUAUACUGCUACGUUAUCUCUUUCAUCUCUUAGCACGCAUUUUUGUUCUGCUUUUUCAGCUACUGGUGCAGUUGGUAGUUUCUAGGUCCAGUCAGCAACCCACUAUGCCUCUCCCUGUUGCGCUGCAGACCCGCUUGGCGAAGAGGGGCAUCCUCAAACAUCUGGAGCCAGAGCCAGAGGAAGAGAUUAUUGCUGAGGAUUACGAUGAUGAUCCUGUUGACUAUGAGGCCACCAGGAUAGAAGGUCUGCCACCGAGCUGGUACAAGGUGUUUGACCCUUCUUGUGGACUCCCUUACUAUUGGAAUGUGGAGACAGACCUCGUGUCCUGGCUCUCACCACAUGAUCCCAACUUUGUGGUUAGCAAAUCUGCCAAGAAACUCAGGAACAGUAAUGCAGAUGCUGAGGACAAGUCAGAGCGGAAUCUUGAAAAGGUGGACAGAAAUCAUGAGAAGUCAGAUCGUAGUCACGAGAAGCCAGACAGGAGCCAUGAGAAGGCAGACCGAAACCACGAGAAGUCUGACCGAGAACGAGAGCGGAACUAUGACAAGGUAGACAGAGAGAGAGAUCGGGAUAGAGAACGAGAACGGGCAUUUGACAAGGUAGACCGGGAAGAUGGCAAGGACCGGCGCCACCAUCGCAGAGAGGAACUGGCUCCUUACCCCAAGAACAAGAAAGCGACGAGCCGGAAAGAUGAAGAAUUAGACCCCAUGGACCCCAGCUCAUACUCAGAUGCACCCCGGGGCACAUGGUCAACAGGACUACCCAAGAGGAAUGAGGCCAAGACUGGGGCUGACACGACAGCGGCUGGGCCUCUCUUCCAGCAGCGCCCAUACCCUUCCCCUGGGGCUGUGCUCCGCGCCAAUGCAGAAGCCUCCCGCAGCAAACAGCAGGACUGAAUGUGUGUUCCCUGUAGCUUUGGCAGUCAUUUCUGUGUUGCUUUCUUGUGGCUCUGGAGUAGGACCCAUGGCUUCAUGCGUGCUGAAUAAUUAGUCCACCAGUGAGCUACACUCCCAGCCCCCUUGGUGUUUUAUGAACAACAAGCCCUUGUUGGUGUUGUUUAAUAAAAGCUUUUUGGGGAACCAUC
Molecule: messenger RNA, 1242 nt
Organism: Rattus rattus (black rat)
Lineage: Eukaryota; Metazoa; Chordata; Mammalia; Rodentia; Muridae
Gene: Pqbp1
Product: polyglutamine binding protein 1
Exons: 7
Coding region: 263-1054 (263 amino acids)
Biological process (GO): alternative mRNA splicing, via spliceosome
Cellular component (GO): nuclear body; cytoplasm
Molecular function (GO): ribonucleoprotein complex binding; protein binding
Source: RefSeq, a predicted model, not a curated record